UACAUUGUAGCGGUCUGUUGUCAGACUGAAGCGGGAUUGAGGAUUAUUAGAGCCGCAGCAGCAUUCCGGUAACAAGCUGCUGCUACAAAGAGCUGAACACUCUUUAUUAUCUGCUGCUGCACACACAGGAUUAUUAUUAUUAUUAUUACCAUGGAGGGAAGAAGACUAACAGCGGCUUUAUUCUUCUGUUUCUUCUCCUGUCUGUCUGUACACGCUGCCUCAGACUCCUAUCCCCCAGCACAGAAUGUCACCUGGCAAUCCACCAACUUUAAAACCAUUCUGAUGUGGGAACCCAAACCCUCAGCUGAUUACUCCUAUACAGUGGAGUACUUCCCGGUUGGAGGGGACAAACAGAGGAACCCUCACUGUAUCCGGUCCUCGAUGGUGGUCUGUGAUCUGUCCAGCUCUCUAACAGACGUGAAUGCCUGCUACACAGCUGACGUCCUGUCUGAACCCCCACGGGGGGCCAGCUCGGACCUCAUCGAGUUCCCUUACACCAGCUCUCCACGGUUCUGCCCCUACAAAGACACUAAUAUCGGCCGGCCGGACUUCAAGCUGGAGGUGAGUGAGAACAAGAAGAAGACCACCCUGUAUGUGACCGACCCGCUCACCGCCGUGUUUCAAGAUGGCCGCCAGCUGAACAUCAGAGACGUCUUCUCCGAUCAGCUGCAGUACAAAGUCACCUACUGGAGAAAUAAGAGCACCGGCAAGAAAGUGUCCUUCUCUAAGAGCAACGUGGUGGAGGUGACGGGGCUGGACCCUGGAGAGAGCUACUGCUUCAUCAUCCAGGCUUAUAUUCCCAGUCGCAGCCAGGACAAGCAACUGGGAGAGCUGAGUCAACCCCAGUGCUCCACUCAGGACAACCCGUCCAUCUUCGAAGUGUAUUCUGUGGGUGUGAUCGCGUCGGCCAUCUUCCUCAUCCUGCUGCUCAUCGGCCUGGUCGUCGUGGUGACGGUGGUCUGCUGCAAGCGCAGGAAGAACGCUCUCAAAAGUGGAAAAGACGGAGUUCCUGUUGAGAACGUCCUCUAAUCUGUCAAACACUGGAAUCAAACCUUCUUUUAGUUUCUGUGAAACUGUCCUUUUCUUUCUUCUUUUGAUCAUUUCAAGCUGCAGAAAAAGAGACUUUAGGAAAACACUGUUUGAACACUCCGCUGCUGGACACACUAUCACACUGCUGACGCUGUAAUAUAUCAUUCCUCCUCUUUUAUAUGUUGAUUGGUACCUCUGAUGACUCUAGAUGGACACACUAGUACAAACUGAUUUAUUUAUUCUAUUUUAUAGGGUGUUUUCUAACUUGAAACGGCUGUCAUGGUGAGGUGUUUUUUAUUUUUUAAACUGGUGAAAGCAACACUUUAUGGGUUAAUCAAGACCAAGUAUAUAUUAUUUUUGUAUCUGAUUCUUAACUUAUUGUGUUAAAAUGAAAUUAACAUAUUUGUAUAUGAUGCUAUUAUUUUUUUUUAUUUUUAGCAAUUUUAUUCUUUUUACAGAUUGUUGAUUAAUUAAUUAUUUGGUGACAUGUUGAA
Centropristis striata (black sea bass) is the source of this 1523-nucleotide messenger RNA. RefSeq names its product coagulation factor IIIa (gene f3a). Gene Ontology annotation, cellular component: membrane. The transcript is spliced from 6 exons. The record is from RefSeq and is a predicted model, not a curated record. Gene Ontology annotation, molecular function: protein binding. Gene Ontology annotation, biological process: blood coagulation. Lineage: Eukaryota; Metazoa; Chordata; Actinopteri; Perciformes; Serranidae. Bases 151 to 1029 code for a protein of 292 amino acids.